Messenger RNA from Musca vetustissima, 444 nucleotides. Its product is annotated as cytochrome c oxidase subunit 5A, mitochondrial-like. Bases 34 to 444 code for a protein of 136 amino acids. Lineage: Eukaryota; Metazoa; Arthropoda; Insecta; Diptera; Muscidae. The transcript has a single exon. Gene Ontology annotation, biological process: mitochondrial electron transport, cytochrome c to oxygen. The record is from RefSeq and is a predicted model, not a curated record. Gene Ontology annotation, cellular component: mitochondrial inner membrane.
AUUUUUCUCAAUGCGAACUAUCAGACUCUCAGAAUGUUCCGUAUUGCUGCUAGCCAAAUCGCUAACAUUGCUCGUAGCUCCAUCAGCGUAACCAGCCGUGUUGGUGUUGUCCGUGCUGCCCAUCAUGAAAUUCCUGCCGAGGAAUUCGACAAACAGUAUGAAGAUUACUUCAGGCGUGCCGAUAUCGAUGGCUGGGAGGUGCGCAAGGGCAUGAACGAUUUGUUGGGUAUGGAUUUGGUUCCAACUCCCAAAAUUGUCGAUGCUGGCUUGAAGGCAUGCCGUAAGGUUAACGACAUUGCUUUGGCCAUCAGAUGGUUGGAAGGUGUCAAGGAUAAGUGCGGUGACAAGACCGAAGAAAUCUAUCCCUACAUCAUCAACCACGUUCGUCCGAUGGCUGAACAAAUAAGAGCACCUUUGAGGCCGCACAUCAUGAUAGCGAGAUAG